Octopus sinensis (East Asian common octopus) is the source of this 2286-nucleotide messenger RNA. Its product is annotated as E3 ubiquitin-protein ligase LRSAM1. Lineage: Eukaryota; Metazoa; Mollusca; Cephalopoda; Octopoda; Octopodidae. Gene Ontology annotation, molecular function: protein binding. The transcript has 22 exons. The record is from RefSeq and is a predicted model, not a curated record. The coding region runs from base 213 to 2264 and encodes 683 amino acids.
AUUACCUGACAUAUGGUUCUUAACUUACAAACGAGCGAAAUCAACACAAAAUUGCAGAUGGGUCCACUGUUCGCCCGCUUCAUGUGGCUCCCAACCAGAUUGCUAUAUGUGAAAUUCAGUACUCUCAAUUUUAAGGUUUUCAUAUGGUUCCAAUUUAAAAUCUAAUUUUUAUCAAACAUUGGUUGUUGUUUAUCAAGUUGCUGUGAAAGAGUAUGGGCCAGAGACGCAGUAAAUGUGCACCAGAUCGUUUGCAAAAUUCUUCAUCAGAUAGUGACCUUGAUACUGACACAGGUGCUUCAAGCAGUUCUCGGAAACAAUCGAAAUCCUCUCUUCCUUCCCCAACUGAUAAAAAGAUGUCUUUCUUCCGGAAGCAAAGUGAUGAAGCAAAGCGGCGGUUCGAAUAUCAGAUGCAUUUAGCAGAAGAUAAUCCAGAACCUAUCUUUGAUAUUUCCAACAGUCAAAUUAGUGAGAUCCCUUCCAAUGUGUUCUCUCUCUGUAAAGUCCUGAACAAAGAGAUUUUGUUGCUUCAUGAUAAUUGGUUAACGUCUCUAAAAGCUGGUGAUUGUGGAAUGAGUGAUUUGGUAAAAAUUCGGGUACUUGAUGCACACAAUAAUUCUAUCAAACAUCUACCAGAAAAUAUUGACCAGGUCCGCAGCUUACAGGUUUUAAAUUUAGAAGGCAACAAGUUGAAGAAAAUCCCAGAGUCCAUUGGAAAUUUAAAGUUUUUACAGUCUUUAAAUCUCAAAGGAAAUAAAUUAAAAGAAAUCCCCACCAGUCUAUGCAAUUUAUCGUCCCUCCGAACUCUUGACCUCUCCAACAACCAAUUAACUAAUCUGCCAACUGAAUUGUGGAAAUUGCGUGCUUUAGAGAACUUGCUUGUGGAUGCCGCAAAUAUGGUCCAUCCACCUGCAGAGGUUUGUUCCCAAGGUACUGAAGCAAUUAUGAAAUUCCUUUGCUCAGAAUCUGGAGAAGAAUACAUACCUCCAUCACAGUUUCUACUCCAAGUGUUGGAUUCCUCAGAAAAGAAACACCAAAUGUCCAGUACAUUUAGUGACCAUUCUGUAAAACUUUUACAAGAAGAUGCAUUGAUGAUGCAAGAUAUUGAGAAAUAUGCUAACUUACAGGAAAAGAAACGUCAAGAACGAAUGGCAUUUAAUCGCCAGUAUGAGGAGGACGAGAAGAAAUAUGCCAAGAUGGCAGCUUCAGCACUAAAAGAGAAAGACCAUUUAGUAUCAACUAUUGCACAAGAACAGAUCAAACUUAAUGAAGACCUGGCAGAACUCAGCAACAAAAAGGAACUUGACCGGCAGAAUUUGGUCACAUGUCUAGAGGACAUUGAAGAGAGGACCAACAGGUUACUCAAUAACCUCAUGCAAAUGAAUGAAAAAGCCAGAAAACAAGAGGAAUUAAUGGAAGCCAUUGAGAAAGAGAAGGAUGAACAAGACCAAUAUUACAUUGUGAGGUAUGAAGAAAUAGCCAAUUUACGGAGAAAAGAAGUGCUGAACCGCAUGGAAGAAAUAUUGAAUAGUUCUGCCUUCUUGGAGACUUGUCGAAGGAAACACGAUGCUGAUAAGAAACAUGCUGCCAGAAAUGCACUAGAAAAAGAGAUGAAUUCCACUGUGUUGAAUGAUAUCUUGCAAUCAAAGUCGGCAGAACAGGAUGAAAUGUUCAAAGUUCUUACUCAGCAGGAAGAACUCCAGAAAGCAGCUUUUGAAGCUCUGCUUAUGCAAAAAGACUCGCGUCAUAGUCGAGUUUCCUCGCAGAUUUCUCUGAUUGAGAAAGAAUUGGCUCAGUUGACGGCAAUUGAAAUUGAGAGGAAAGAAUUACGAAUAGACAUGGAAAAGAAUAUUCUGGCUGACAAGAGGAUAGCUCUAACUGGUAUGUUAAUGCAGCUCAUUGCUGAGCGAGACAAGCGAGAGGAACAACUGAAGAUGAGGCUUAUUGAAAUGGAAGAGCAACGGCUGCAAGACCAAACGGAUUAUUGGUUGGUGCAGUACCAACGCUUGAUGGACCGUAAACCACAAGCACUAAUUGACCAAGAAUGGUUGCUAGAAAUUCCUGUGCUUAAGAUUCUAGAACAAGCGGGUGCUCAGGAUUACAUACCAUUGUUUUCACGCCAUCGUAUCACUUCUGAGACUCUUUGCAAUAUGACAGAAGAUGAUCUGAAACAGAUGGGUGUUCAUGAAUUGGGUGUACGGCGUGCUAUCAUGGUACGUCUGCAGGAACACCAAUCAACAAAAAAGUCGACAUGCUUCCACCAGUAAGUUCUAAUUUGACAUAUUUUAU